AUGGACGUCAUAAAAAUAGCUAAGGUUGAGGAAGUUUAUAUGGAGAAGGGUCAGACAACUACUGUUGGAACCCUCCAUUUGACUACUCACCAGUUGUUCUUUAAUUCCCCCAACGAAGAACUAUGG
Messenger RNA from Paraglomus occultum, 126 nucleotides. NCBI's taxonomy places the organism in Eukaryota, Fungi, Glomeromycota, Glomeromycetes, Paraglomerales, Paraglomeraceae. The record is from the annotation of a GenBank genome assembly.